UCGUAAAUUUGUUUUUUCGACAAUGUAUCGUUCAAUUUGAUCAAUGUCUAUUAAAUGUUUUUCAAUUUCAUAUUGAACAUCGCGUAAUCGACCAUCCAUUUGAUUAUAUUGUUCAUCACAGUGCUUUAAAUUAAUUUAAAAAUUAAAAAAUCAGUGAUAUCGAAAGUAGAAAAUAAAAUCGCUACACGAUGGGUAAAGAAAAGACACACAUUAAUAUUGUAGUCAUAGGACAUGUCGAUUCCGGUAAAUCCACGACAACGGGACAUUUAAUAUACAAAUGUGGUGGAAUCGAUAAACGUACAAUCGAAAAAUUCGAAAAAGAAGCCCAAGAAAUGGGCAAAGGUUCAUUUAAAUAUGCAUGGGUCUUGGAUAAACUAAAAGCGGAACGGGAACGUGGUAUCACAAUUGAUAUUGCGUUGUGGAAAUUUGAAACCGCGAAAUAUUAUGUGACGAUUAUCGAUGCACCAGGACAUCGUGACUUUAUUAAAAAUAUGAUAACCGGUACAUCACAAGCGGAUUGUGCUGUUCUAAUUGUUGCUGCUGGUACAGGAGAAUUUGAGGCUGGUAUCUCGAAAAAUGGUCAAACACGUGAGCAUGCCCUGCUUGCGUUCACACUUGGUGUUAAACAGCUGAUUGUUGGUGUUAAUAAAAUGGAUUCGACAGAGCCCCCUUACAGUGAGGCACGUUAUGAAGAAAUCAAGAAAGAAGUAUCAUCGUAUAUUAAAAAAAUUGGAUACAACCCAGCGGCUGUUGCAUUUGUGCCAAUUUCUGGUUGGCAUGGUGACAAUAUGCUUGAGCCAUCUGAAAAAAUGCCAUGGUUUAAAGGAUGGACAAUUGAUCGUAAAGAAGGGAAAGCCGAAGGAAAAUGUCUUAUUGAAGCGUUAGAUGCAAUUAUGCCACCGAGUCGUCCUACUGAGAAACCAUUACGACUUCCAUUACAGGAUGUAUACAAGAUUGGUGGGAUUGGAACAGUUCCUGUUGGUCGUGUGGAAACCGGUAUUUUAAAACCGGGCUGUAUUGUUGUAUUCGCUCCGGCAAAUCUAACAACUGAAGUGAAAUCAGUUGAAAUGCAUCAUGAAGCUUUACAAGAAGCCUUACCAGGUGAUAAUGUUGGAUUCAACGUGAAAAACGUUUCCGUAAAAGAGUUACGUCGUGGAUAUGUAGCUGGUGAUUCUAAAAACUGUCCCCCACGUGGUGCAGCCGAUUUUACUGCUCAAGUAAUUGUAUUAAAUCAUCCAGGACAAAUUAGUAACGGUUACACACCAGUGUUGGAUUGCCACACAGCACAUAUUGCCUGUAAAUUUUCUGAAAUUAAAGAGAAAGUCGAUCGUCGUACCGGUAAAACCACCGAAGAACAACCGAAAUCAAUUAAAUCCGGUGAUGCAGCUAUUAUAACAUUGGUACCAACGAAACCGAUGUGUGUUGAAUCAUUCCAGGAAUUUCCACCGUUAGGUCGAUUUGCUGUACGUGAUAUGCGGCAAACUGUUGCUGUUGGUGUUAUUAAAAAGGUAUCAUUCAAAGAUACAUCCGGUGGUAAAGUUACCAAAGCUGCUGAGAAAGCAACCAAAAAGAAAUAAAACGUAAUAUUUUAUUCAAAUAUUGCAUAUAUUAUUAUAAAUCCACCAUUCCUCCCCCCACUACCCUAUUUAAUAAAACCCCUAAUAUUAUUAUAACACACGAUAUUAAUUAUUUUGAUUAUUA
This is a messenger RNA of Chrysoperla carnea, 1701 nucleotides long. RefSeq names its product elongation factor 1-alpha-like. Bases 189 to 1577 code for a protein of 462 amino acids. Gene Ontology annotation, molecular function: GTP binding; GTPase activity; translation elongation factor activity. The record is from RefSeq and is a predicted model, not a curated record. Gene Ontology annotation, biological process: translational elongation; translation. The transcript is spliced from 3 exons. Lineage: Eukaryota; Metazoa; Arthropoda; Insecta; Neuroptera; Chrysopidae.